This is a messenger RNA of Copidosoma floridanum, 1003 nucleotides long. RefSeq lists its product as uncharacterized. Gene Ontology annotation, molecular function: protein binding. NCBI's taxonomy places the organism in Eukaryota, Metazoa, Arthropoda, Insecta, Hymenoptera, Encyrtidae. The record is from RefSeq and is a predicted model, not a curated record. Gene Ontology annotation, biological process: regulation of transcription by RNA polymerase II. Gene Ontology annotation, cellular component: nucleus.
AUGCAGCCUUACGCUUGGGAAAACAACGGAUAUUGGUAUAUGCUCACUGUAAUAGAUAUUUUCUCUAACUAUGCAUGGGCUGUACCUGUGAAGAAAAAAACUGACGAAGAAGUAACGGGUGGCAAUGCAUUCGAUAUUAAAAAAAGGAUGAGUUUGACCUUCGAAGUUCAGCCCUUACUGAAGAUUCGUGAAAUCCGCUCGCUCAGCUCGUUCGAGGAUUCUUGCUUGGAUGGCGAAAAAACUAGGAUCAGGAAGAAAAAUCCCAAGUACCUUGACUACUUCGCCGAGGACGAAACAGAGACUGAACUCGAGAUGGAAGACCAAUCAUUUGUUUCAAAUCUCAAUCAACGACAGUCAAAUCCACCAAACACGAGUAUUGAAAACAAUUCUCAGGUAAAAACCAGUCGGCCGAGUAGCUCUUCCAUCCGCGACCUCAACUCCAUCCGAGACCUAAAAAAAUUCAUUUGCCUGUACUGCAAAUCCUGCAAAUUGUCCUACCCCUACGAGACAACCGAGCGUUUCAAGGAGCCACCCAAAGAUUGUCCCAGCUGCAAAGUCAGCUUAGUGUACCAGUGCCUCGCCUGUCCCGAAAAAACCUACCGCGUGAUAACUUCGGCCUACCGCCACGUGAAGCAGGAGUGCCAGGACCCGUUGUUCUUCUACUGCAGCUUUUGCUCGUAUCACACGCAUCGCAAGUACCGCAUCGAGAGCCACAUUGCGCAUCACCACCAGGAGAAGGACGAGCGUACAGUGACAACCGAAACUCGUCCCGAGCAGGUCAAGAUCAGUAGUAGCAUCAGUGUCAGCAGCAGCGUCAAGCACUUGAAAAGCUGGAAACGCGCUAAAAAGUGCAAAAAGUGCGGAAGUAGAUUCAAGACCCUUGUGAGGUAUACCAAGCACGUGCUCAGGUGUAACAAAGAGCCCGAAGUCUUGUUUCUCGAGUGAACCGUCGCAUUUUUACAAUAUGAUUUUAUUUUAAUUUUUUUUUUUUUUAUAUAUAUAA